This is a messenger RNA of Aspergillus versicolor CBS 583.65, 1095 nucleotides long. RefSeq names its product DUF500 and UBA/TS-N domain protein. Gene Ontology annotation, molecular function: phosphatidylinositol binding. The record is from RefSeq and is a predicted model, not a curated record. The transcript has 2 exons. The coding region runs from base 1 to 1095 and encodes 364 amino acids. NCBI's taxonomy places the organism in Eukaryota, Fungi, Ascomycota, Eurotiomycetes, Eurotiales, Aspergillaceae.
AUGUCCAACUUCACAAACACCAAAGCCUGGACCACAGGCAAAAAACACUUCGACAAGGCCUGGUCCGCCCUCGACAAACUCGGCACGCCCGUGAACCGUCUCAGCAAUAAACUCGGUGCUGAAGCUUUCUGGCCGAUGGAGCUGGAUAAAGAAAGUGAGAAGUGCGCGCGCAUUGUGCGCAGUUUCUGUAAGGACGGUGUUUAUGUUGAAGAGAAGGAUGCCUCUACCUCUACUACACCACCGCAAGGGGCGACUGCGACCACGGACGGCAAGAAGAAAGAAUUCACAAAUAAACCCACCGGAAAAGCAAAGGUGCUUCAGAAGAUCCCCGCGAAGGUAAUCAAACAAGCGAAAGGAAUCGCGAUCUUCACAGCCAUGCGGACAGGACUAUGGUUCAGCGGGUCCGGAGGCAGCGGCGUCCUUAUCGCCAAGAACCAAGAGACAGGGCAGUGGAGUGCGCCUUCAGGCUUGAUGCUGCAUACAGCCGGAUUGGGGUUCCUUGCUGGCGCAGAUAUCUACGACUGCGUGAUGGUGAUUAAUACCUGGGAGGCGCUGGAGGCGGUUACGAAGGUGCGGGUUACGCUGGGGAGCGAGAUCUCUGUUGUUGCGGGCCCGGUGGGUGUGGGAGGAGUGUUGGAGAGUGAAAUCCAUAAGCGACAGGCGCCGAUCUGGACGUAUAUGAAGAGUAGGGGGUUGUAUGCGGGUGCGCAGAUUGAUGGGACGAUUGUGAUUGAGCGGAAUGACGAGAAUGAGCGGUUCUAUGGGCGGAAAGUACCAGUCAAGGAGAUAUUGAGUGGAGGGGUUACUACGGGGAGCAGAGAAGUGGCUGGGCUGGUGCAGACGUUAUACGCUGCUCAAGGGGAUAAGUCCUUUGAGCAGGCUACCAAUGUCCCUGGAGGGCCCAGUCCGAGUGAUGUCCCGCCAGGGGCUUUGGCGAAUUCUUACCAGGGACAUACAGCGCCGCCUCCGUACCAGCCGCCACCAGGGCCGAAUAUGGGAAAUCCAGGACAUCAGACAGGUCCUGGCCAGGGCUUCGGAGAGCCAUACCCUGGUAAACAAGGCAAUCCUCCAUUUCCAGGGCCUGCUGGGCCUUAG